Messenger RNA from Culicoides brevitarsis, 1236 nucleotides. RefSeq lists its product as uncharacterized. Bases 1 to 1236 code for a protein of 411 amino acids. The record is from RefSeq and is a predicted model, not a curated record. Lineage: Eukaryota; Metazoa; Arthropoda; Insecta; Diptera; Ceratopogonidae. The transcript has 5 exons.
AUGAUUAAAACAGUUGGAACAGUUUUUAUUUUCUGUGCCUUUCUAUUUGACAUUGGAGAACCUAGUUCUGAAUCAUUAAAAAAUGUGCCAAAUUCAUUGAAAGAAAGUGCAAAAUAUCAUGUCGAAGAACAUGGUAAUUCAAAUGUUACACAUGUCGAAGACAUCUUUAGUGAGAGGAAAAGCAGAUUGUUUGAGUCCUUUCCAUUUUACACAAUUGGUCGUUUCGAAAGGCAGUUAUGUACCGGAAGAAACAAUUUAUAUGGAACAUGUAUGGUGAAAGGAGAAUGUAUCGAUACUGGAGGCAUCAAUUCCGGCAACUGUACUGGAUUGACUAGAAACCGUCAAGCUAUUUGUUGUGUUUAUCAACAAGGAUGUGGCACAACUACAUCUAUAAAUAAUACAUAUUUUUUCAACACCGAUUAUCCUUCGACGUUUAAUGGAGCAACAUCGUGUACCUAUAGAAUCACCAGAUGCAACUCAGGAGUUUGUCAAUUGAGAAUUGAUAUGUUGGACUUUUUGUUAGCGCAACCUAGUGGCGAUGGCAGUUGUACUUUUGAUUAUAUGUCAGUAACUGGAGGAAAUUCACGUGUUCCAAGAAUUUGCGGAGAAAAUACAGGGCAACAUAUUUAUGUUGAUUUCAAUGGAGACGCGCCAAUCACUGUAACAAUUUAUACAAGUUCAGUUUACACACUGGAACGUCGAUGGUAUCUUAGAAUGUCUCAAAUCAAUUGUGCCGGUGAAUUUAGAGCACCACCCGGUUGUCUGCAAUAUCAUAUCGAUAGUAGUGGCACGGUUAAAAGUUUGAAUUACGGAGUUGGUUCUAAUAAUAAUCUCAAUUCAAUCGGCGUUGAAGGCAGUAGACAACUUGCAAAUAUUCGAUAUGGAAUUUGUGUAAGGGCAGCAGCAUCAAGCUGUUCAAUAACAUGGACUCCAGCAAGCUCGGAUAUUUAUGCAUUUACUUUGACCGACGAUGUCUCAGUUGUUGAUUUAUCUUUGCUGGGAACUGAAGCAGUUCAAUCUCAAAUGUGCACGACAGAUUAUGUAAUUAUUCCUAAUCCAGUUCAAAACGGAGUACCUUUGGAAGUUGAUAGAUUUUGUGGGAUGGGUUUGGCAGCAACAACAAGUAAUUCCUUGCCUUUUGUGUUGUACUAUGUAACAGAUGGCAAUGAGAAUGCAGAUAUUGGAAAUCGAGGCUUUCAUCUAGAAUAUUCUCAAAAUAAUUGUCCUUUGCCUUAA